AUGCGGUCGACAAUAUUCCUGGUCGCUGCUGCCAGCGUCGCCAAUGCCAAUUGGUUACGAUGGUCGGAACAUAGGGCACCCGUGUGGACACCCCAAGAGACUGGCUAUAUUGCAGAGGAGGACCAGGCUAUAGGAUUCACCCCGAAACCAACUCCAGCACCGGGUGUACAGUCUGAGGGCGAGCACAUAUUGAACGUACUACGGAGAGCGACUUCGACGGAAUGGAUCAACUCCCAGACGUGUGGAUGGGCAUCUGGAAUCUCUUCAUUUGCAUGGACAUGUGGAAGCUCUCAAACAUGUGCGACUAAUAACCAGAAUAUCGUGGCAUGCGUAUCCGGAACGUAUUCGCCGUUCUUCUCGGUCUGUUUCGAUCACUCAGCUUAUGAGCGUGGCCAAUGUGCAAGUAUUGGAUCCCAAACCGGCUGCUGCCAAGAUUCCUCGUAUCCAGUAUGUGGUACCUAUAUCUGGACCGGCUCGCCGGUACGGUCCAUGUUUCGCUGUUUCAACUCUGCGACCAUUAUUUCUAUGCUCGACGAACCGCAAUAUGUCCUCGACGCAACCCGAUCAACCACAGGCACCCGCAGCAGCGGUGACGGUGCCGUUACGGCCACAUCCGACAUCGCAACGAAUGCCCCUGGUUCGGACAAUAGCAACAGCGGAGGGUCGAAUUCGAGCUCCAAUACUGGAGCUAUCGUCGGCGGCGUGGUCGGUGGUGUGGCCGGAAUAGCACUGAUAGCCGGCCUCAUCGCCUUCUUGAUCCUACGCAACAAGAAAAAGAACAAGGACAAGCAGGCCUACAACGCCGUGCCAAUUACCGAACACAACGCGCCGCCCGGCGCAGGUCCUCGCAUGUCACAAGUUAGCAACACUGCAACGACAUACCCGCCUCAGUCUCCCUUCCCCGCCCUCAGUGCGGUUCAUGACCCGAGCGGCAGCUACAGCCAGCCCUACGACCCGAAUGCUCCGCAGCAACUCUACGAUCCCGCCAAGCAGGCUUAUGGUGGAUAUGACCCCAAAAAUCUGUACCCUGGAGUACCCAGCACGAUGGGGGGAACCAGCCCGCCGCACAGCCCUGGCUAUCCUGGCUACCAGUAUGCUCAGUCAACGGGCGGCUCUGUGGCACCACCAUCAUACCAGCAAGCGCCUAUGGAGCUGGAGGCCACCAGCCUUCCCGAAGGGCAUCAAGGGAAUCCUGUUGAGAUGGCGUCUUCGCCUCAUAGGCCCUAG
Messenger RNA from Neoarthrinium moseri, 1227 nucleotides. RefSeq lists its product as uncharacterized. NCBI's taxonomy places the organism in Eukaryota, Fungi, Ascomycota, Sordariomycetes, Amphisphaeriales, Apiosporaceae. The record is from RefSeq and is a predicted model, not a curated record. The transcript is spliced from 3 exons. Bases 1 to 1227 code for a protein of 408 amino acids.